AUGGCAGGAAAGGCUACAAAGAAACAGGCCCAGUCUAACAAUGACAUCCUAAACAAUCUAUACAAAAUUUCAAUACCAAUUGUCUUCUUGGCGUACCUCCGUAUGUUUUUAUCAAAUUAUAACAACACUUGGAUCACAUUAACUCUAUUACAUCUACCAAUGUUCGCAUGUAUAUACAUAUUGGAUAAAUCAGGUAGACCAAUCUAUGAAAUUGAAGAAUCGACCAAUGGCCAAAAAUCAAAGAAAAAAUUGAUCAGACAAGGUAUGGAUUUAUCCCAAGAAGGUGGUUUGACCGAAUACAUGUUCGAUAUCAUCUAUUUAUCAUUAUUCAGUGAUUUUGGUAAAAUUCUAUUCAAUACAAAUAAAGUCUGGUAUAUUUCAUUGACUGUUAUACCAAUAUAUGUCGGCUAUAAAUUGUAUGGUUUAAAAAAUCAAUUCUUUGGGAAUAAGAACUUAAACCAAGGUGCUUCCUCCACCGAAACUACAAACGAUGCUGACAGUAAUAAUGCCAAAUCAAAAAGACAAUUGAAACGUGAAAAAAGAGGUGAUAAAGUUCAAGUUAAGUACAGGUAA
Messenger RNA from Vanderwaltozyma polyspora DSM 70294, 573 nucleotides. It is a transcript of the gene SND2, whose product is annotated as Snd2p. Bases 1 to 573 code for a protein of 190 amino acids. The transcript has a single exon. The record is from RefSeq and is a predicted model, not a curated record. Gene Ontology annotation, cellular component: intracellular membrane-bounded organelle. Gene Ontology annotation, biological process: vacuolar protein processing. Lineage: Eukaryota; Fungi; Ascomycota; Saccharomycetes; Saccharomycetales; Saccharomycetaceae.